Molecule: messenger RNA, 1929 nt
Organism: Hirsutella rhossiliensis
Lineage: Eukaryota; Fungi; Ascomycota; Sordariomycetes; Hypocreales; Ophiocordycipitaceae
Product: oxidoreductase NAD-binding domain-containing protein
Exons: 2
Coding region: 1-1929 (642 amino acids)
Molecular function (GO): oxidoreductase activity
Source: RefSeq, a predicted model, not a curated record
AUGGCCACUGUCCGACAUGGCUGGCAUCCGGGCGAGGUUGCAGUGCAGCAGAAGCUUGGCUACGCCGACGCGGUGCGCCAGGCGUGGAGCAUCGUCGAGACUGCCAUGCGCGAGCAGCACCGCGUCUUCCACACAGGCAACCUGCCCUUUAUCCCCAUGACGACCGUCGACGACUCCGGCCGGCCCUGGGCCUCCCUGGUCGCCGGCCCGGGGGGCGAGAUUGGCUUCGUCGGAAGCCCCGACGCCAACUUGCUCACCGUCACGGCGCAGCUCUGGGACGGAGACCCGCUCCUCGACACGGUCCGGGCCUGGCUCGAUGCCAAGGGCCGGCAGACGGCCCCGCACGAAAGGUUCCUCACGGCCGGCCUUGGCAUCGAGUUCCCAACGAGGCGGCGCAACAAGUUUGCUGGGGCGAUCCGCGGGGUGACGCGGCGGACCGAUGUCGAGUACGAGCUGGCCCUCGAGGUGACCGAGGCCCUGGGCAACUGCCCCAAGUACAUCAAUACGCGCACGCUUGUGCCGCACCGAGACGCGCAUCCGGCCGUCGUGUACCGCCAGCCGCUGAUGGAUCCCGGUGCUCGGCUGCCGGACGAGCUGGUGCGGUUUAUCACGAGCGCCGACACCGUCUUCGUCGGAACCGUCUACCGGGCGACGGCAGCCGCGGCGGCGUGGCACCCGUCGCACGCGGGCAUCAACGCCCGGAGCGGGCUGCCCGGCUUCAUCCGCGUCAGCCCGACUGACGGGCGCUCCGUCGUCGUCCCUGAAUACUCGGGCAACCGCCUCAUGUCGAGCCUCGGCAACAUCGAGGCUAGCCGGCUGGCGGCGCUGACCAUUGUCUCCUUUACCGCCGGCGACGUGCUCUACCUCAGCGGCGACGCCGAGGUGCUGGUCGGCCCUGGCGCACGCGAUGUGAUGCCGCGCCAAGGCUGUGUCGUGUGCGUCAAGACGACAGGCUACGUCUUUGUGCGCGACGCCCUGCCCGUACGCCAGAAACCGGGCACCGCCGUCGGCCGCAGCCCAUACAGCCCUAGAGUCAAGUAUUUGUACAACGAGCCCGAGGCCGGUGGUUCCGGGACCUGGGCCGAGGGCCGCCGGGUGCGGCUGGUCGGCGCCGUCCCGUGGGCGCGCGACAUUGCAACGUUCCGGUUCCGUGUCGAGGGAGGCGCCCGAGGACUGCAGAUCCGCCCUGGCCAGGCCGUGGUGCUGGACUUUAUGGACUUCAUCGGGCCGCCAGGCUAUGCGCACAUGGCGAACCAGGCGCCGGGGUCUAUCAACGACGACCGCGUCCGCACGUGGACAGUGUCGAGCGCCCACACUGACGACGUAGCUGCAUGGCUAGAACUUACAAUGCGCGAGGUCAAGGGCGGCAUCGUGACAGGCGCCCUCUUCCGCCUCUUGCCGGAGCUCGCCGCCGCCGGGCCCGGGGUCGGGUUCGUGCCGCUCCAAGUCCCUGUUGUGGCCGACGUCGUCGGGGUCACGGGCGACUUUUGCCUGGCCCCUCCCGGAACCAAGAUGCUGUUCGUGGCGGGGGGCAUUGGCGUGACGCCCUUCCUGGCCAUGCUCAAGGCACUGACGCAGCGCGGAGAGGGCGACGUCGUGCUGGCGCUCGCCACGCGGGAACCCGACGUCAUGCUCGGGCUGCUCAACGAGUCGCUCACCGCCGCGCAAACGGGGCUCACGGCCUGCCGUGUCAAAGUUCACCUGGACCUGUUCAUUAGCCAGGGCCGCGGCGGGACUCAGCCAAGACCCGCCGGCUACACGGUGACGGUGCACCGAUGCCGGAUCCCGUUCGAGUACUGGACGGCCGUGGAGGCCCAAGAUCGCCAAGUCUUCAUCUGCGGCCCGGACGAUUUCGCAAACGCUGCCGAGCAUGGGCUGGCGGCUGCGGGUGUGGCAAGCAGCAAGAUUGCAAGGGAGGGUUUCUACUAA